AUGGAAAAAGAGAGUAAAGAACAGACUUAAGAGGAGUUCUAGCGUUGGAGGAGUAACUUCUAAAACUAGAUAUGCACUUCUAACACUCCUAUUCCCUAGAUCACUAUCAUAGGUAGUCUAAGCAAGCCUAUGCCUUAGUCAACACUUGAAGAUGACUUGAAUCCAGAGUACACUCCUUCAGGGUUAGGAAUAGUAACUGCUAGCAGAUAAGGUACUUAAAAAUUGAAUACUAUGUGCUCUGCUUAAGAUAAUGGAGGGGCAAGUGAAUCUCAAGCUAAGGGACUUUCAAGUGCUAUAACUAGUAAUGGAUCAUAGAUGCAUGGCAGAAAUAAUGCUUCCAAUUAGAAUUAAAAUGCUUCUAAGAAGUAGAAAAACUCAAAUAAGUAUAAUAUAGGCUAGCAACUCGAACAAGCUAGAACGUCAGACUAAAACUAGCAAAAUCCACAGGAUUUUCAAGAUUAAAAUCCCUCUUAAAUGACUGAGUAACAAUAGAAAGAUGAAUACUAGCACAAAAAAAAGCUUAUGCAAAAUAACAAGAAACCAAUGACUCAACAUUAAAUGCAACAGAUGCAAGCCUCCUCUGAUAAGACCGGCUAGAUUACAAGUAUUAAGCAAGCUGGGCAGAAAUUCAUAAAUUUUGAAUUGAUUCAUGUUGACAAGUACUCCAUCACCAACAACUAUUAACUGCCCGAUGAUAUUCAUAGUAUACUUUAGGAAUAGUAAGGACUACAAUAUGAUUUUCAAAACAAGUCAUGGGUACUUGGACUCGAAACAUAUAAGGAUGUGCUAAUCAGAAUCAAGUAAUCAGUUGAAAAGAAGAACAUAGAGGUAUAUGAGAUUCCUCAGAUAGCGUUUGACCUUAUAGAUAAUCCAAUACCUUUCUCAUCACCCCACAUUAGGCCUAUAUUUAAAGCAAGGAUUGGUCAGCUUCCUCCACAGCUUAUUAAGAAGCUCUACAAUUUUCAAAAAGUAGGUAUUCAAUUUGGAAUAGACCAUUAUGGUCGACUUCUCCUUGGAGAUGAAAUGGGUGUGGGUAAAACUGUCCAAGCAAUUGCUCUAAGUUACCUUUAUCAAAGAGACUGGCCUGUCCUGAUAAUAUCACCAUCUUCACUGAAAUAUGCCUGGCGAGAUGAACUUAUGAAGUGGCUUGAGCCAAGAAUCAGUAUGACUGAAAUCUGUGUAAUAACCAAGGAAAAUCAGGAAUUCGUAUCUGCUGAAAUCAAUUUUUAUAUCAUAAGCUACUCUUUAGCUUGGAAGAUGUCAGAGCUCCUAGCUAAAUUGCAGUUCAAAGUUGUCAUAGUUGAUGAGGCUCAUUACUUGAAGUCUAGAGAGUCUAAGAGAUCAUAACAUUUACUUCCCAUAAUAAUGAGAAGUAAAAGAAUCAUGCUGCUUAGUGGUACACCUAUGCUUGGAAGGCCUAAUGAAAUAUAUAAUUUACUCAAAAUUCUCAGACCAGAUGUAUUCAGAUGUUUUAAAGAGUUCGGUAUCAGAUAUUGCAACCCUAAGGAGACUUUAUAUGGAGUAGAUUGGACUGGCUCUUCAAACAUGAGUGAGUUGCAUCUCCUACUUGAGAAGUGUCUAAUGAUUAGAAGACUUAAAAGUGAGGUUCUUUUUGAACUGCCAGCCAAGCGAAGGUAAAAAAUAGUAGUAGGAGUAGAUGAAAGAUCCUAGAAAAAAAUCUCAAAGUAUCUUAAACAGGUCAAGAAAUGGGAAUACAAGAUUGAGGAGGAUUUCCAGGAGUUAGACAAGAUAGAUAAGAUUCAGGCAUGUGAGGUUGAGGACAAGUAUUCUUAUCUAUUGAGAGCUUAUUCGCUUACUGGUAUGGCUAAACUCAAAGGAGUCUAGAAUUUUAUCGAGACUUUGAUAGACAACAGGGUGAAGUUUCUGCUAUUUGCUCAUCAUUAUGACGUACUGGACUAAUUAGAGGAUUACAUAGUCAAGAAGUAGGUAUCAUAUAUUAGAAUAGACGGAAGAAUUGACAAUAAAAAGCGUCACGAAGCAGUUAAGAAGUAUCAAACAGAUUAGAAAUGCCAAGUAGCAUUGUUGAGUUUAACAGCUUCCAGUCAGGGGAUCACUUUAACAGCAGCAUCUAUAGUAGUCUUUGCUGAAAUGAAUUGGACUCCAGGUAUUAUGGUUCAGGCUGAGGACAGAGCGCAUAGAAUCGGGUAGACAAGCUCAGUAUUAGUUUACUACAUUUAUGGAGAGGGCACUUUAGAUAAACUCAUAUAUCCUCGACUUUAGGUGAAAUCCGAAGUCAUAUCAACAAUAGUUGAUGGGCAAAAAAAGAAUCAGUUUAUGCUAGAGUCACCUAGAGAAACUGAAAUGACUGAGCAAGCAGAUUUGAUGCUUGGCAAGCAUAGACGAGACCAUCACAACGGAGGUAUGGUGAUAGACCCUUACGGCUAGUAGAAUCAAAGUGACUGGUCAGAUGAGGAAGAUGGAGUUGGGCCAGAUGGCAAGAGAGGCAAUAACAGGAAGCGUUUAAAGAAAAAUUGUGGCACUGCUGGCAUGAUAGAAUCUAUGAACGAAGAUGGAAUGCCUAUUAUACCUGAACUGAUGAAGUACAAUGACAGGUUCGAGGAUGCUAGCAAGAGAAAGGUUAAGGAGAGACAGAAGAUUUAUGAUGUGUUUGAAAAGAUCAAAUACGGAAAGCAGAAACAAGAAUUGCAGCAGACAAAUAAAGAGCGCUCUCAAGCUCUCUACACAAAAUUAGAUGACGAGAUGAGUGGUAUGACUGAAUUCUCCUCUAUCAAUCUGAAUGUGCCUGUCUAUGACUCUUAAAAGAACCAAACUACUACCCAGCCUAUAGUGGCCAUUGAAGAAGACAAUCCUAACGAUGAGCAUUAUCUGCCAAAGCCUCCUUUGUUUCCAGACUGGAGUGAGUACUAGGGAUAAUCUCAUAAGUCAGAAGGUAGUGAGGAUGAUAAGAUCGAAGAGAACUUAAAUUAGAACAAGUGGAAGAUGUUUAAUCAGCUCAGAUAAAAGAAGAAGCAAAUCCUUAAGGAGCAAAACCCAUAUCAAACAAUAAAAAUUCCGCCUCCACCACCCAUGAAGCAAAUGGGGAUGUUCAACCGCAGACGAAGAAUGAAGUUCAAGCACUGGCUGAGACGCAGACGCUACUAUAAAGGCAAGACACUUCGACUAGUUGGCAGUCAGGAUCACAACAAAACAGAAACAGAGAUCUCUAAGGUAGUUCAAGAUACCACUCAGUAUCUGAAAAACUACGCUAACACUCAAAAGAUCAAUACAAUGUCUAUGAUGUGCGGAGGGCAGACACAGAUGACUAUGACUGUCAUAGAGCCAGAUGAUGAAGAAAAGCAAAACUAGAAGCAGUAAAAACUGCUAGAGGAUAAGUUUAACAAACAUGAUGAUAGUCUAAUCAGCUAUGAGAUGCUCAGAUCAAGUACUGUAAACCAAAAUGGGGUAUCUUCUCCUAAACAACGAGAUUCAUUUGUGGAGUACAAGGAAAUGAACACUGCUGCAAAUAGCACUACUAAGGAACAAAAAUUGAGUUAGUCUAUGAUAUCUAAAUUUGAGAUCAUGAAUGAAGAGGUUUUUGAUGAUAUCCUCUCAACUAUCGAUAUGUCACAGAUCAUAGAGCAAAAUCAAAAAUCACAGAAAAGCAGUCACCUCAACCAGGCCAUUCAAAAAAGCAUUAAAAAUAGAGAAAAUAAGGCUAAUAACCCUGGUGAAUGUAGCGGGGGUAAUGCUAAUAACAAUAACUAGUCGCAAUAGUCAUUAAAUAAAAAUAAAAAUCCUAUGCUGUCCAAUUAGUCGCAGAAAGCAAUUACUAAUAAGCUAAUGAUGGUUAAUAGAUUGAGUAGACCAAUGCUGAGCAGCAAUAACAUUACAAUUGGAGGUUCAGGAGGGAAUACAACUGGUCAUGAAUAAUCCAUAAGUAUAAACAUUGCCAGAAAGCCAAUCAGACAUAGAAAGCCUAAAGUAGUUAAAUAAGUCAUCAUCAAGCCGUAUUACGACUAUGUAAGUGGGAUUCAUUCAUCUUAUACUCAAAUGCUAACUUGUAAUUAGGAAGAUGAUGAGGUAGAUUUGAAACAGUUUAUUGGCAAAUUCGAUAAGCAUGAACCAUCGUUUGGUUAUCCACUUCCCAAUUUCUUUGAAUCUACUAAAGAUAAUGGUAAUGAAGGAUUCUAAGAUGAUAUCAUACUGGAAAAAUUACAUUCUUUGAGCCCUAUGAGAAGCUAGUCUGUUUAGUAAUAUAGAGAAAGCAAGAGUAAUUGGCAGGUAAUUAGGGAAAGAUUAGACCCUCUGAGAGAAAGUGUGAAAAAAGCCAAAAGAACUGAUGAUGCUUUCGCUCUAAUUUACAAAUCCUUCACUUAUGGCAAAAAAUUACAAAGAAUGCGGAUGUCUAAGCUAAUGAAAGAAAAACUAGCGAGAGAAUAGGAAGAAAGAAGGAUAAAGGAAGAGGAGGUAAGAAUGCUCCAUUUGCUUAUACACAAGAAAAGUAAAAGCAUUGGAGGCACAAAAAACAUCAUCAAGCACCAAUAUGUGUUGAAAGAUGAGUAAACUGGAAUGAUAGAUUUUGACUUUGACCCUGAUGAAAUUCCUUAGCCAAAGUUUGUUACCUAUAAGAGUCACAGAAAUUUCACUUAUUUCAGAAAAGGUGAGUGGGCUGAUGAGAAAUUUGAUAUCACUACAAUCAAUGAAGAAUAGAUUAAGUAGAUGAAAGAAUUGGCAGCUUAGAGAGAAAAGGAGAGGUAGGAAGAGGCUGCUAGACUGUCAUUAUUAGCAAGUUAAAAGCAAAGUGGACGAUAGAGCUAAGUUGAGUAGGAAGAGGAGUAUUACUUUCAUAGGGACUCAUUUGCCUUAGAUUACAAUCCUGACUAUGAAAAGGAAAUUUCAUAGAUGGGAACUCUAAUUGGAGGUGAAUCAGUUUCAAUAUAAAAUUUGACUAAAAAAGCCUUAGCAAAAUUGUCUACCUCUUCCAAAUCUAAAGGCAAAAAGAAGAAAAAGAAGAAGAGCACCACGAAUAACUCAAGAUCACCACCAGGGAGAGUAGCCUCUUCAUAAAUGGGUAAUGAUUUGACAAGUAUGAUAAGUUUUAAGAGUAAGAGCACACUAAGAGAUGCCUCAAAGAAAUAGCAAGUAAAAAUAAUGGUGCAGUCAAAGAUAAGCAAUAAUCAGACAAGUUAAAGCAUUACAGAUAAUCAAGGCUAAGGUGAAAGCAUUAAUAAUUUCGCAGAUAGCUUUUCCACCUCAUCGAAGUUAUACUCCCAAAUGACCACAUCUUAGAUGAAUGAUGCAUCCAAGAAUUCUCCAGAGAGAUCAGUGUCAAAUCAGAAUUUCCCAAUAAGGAAUAGUCGCUCUUACUCUAAUAAUAGGAUGUCUUAAAGAAUAAUAGAGCUUAAAAUCAAAGAAUUUAAGGACAAAUUGAGCAAGGACUAGAUUCACUAUCUUUAUGAAAGAUCUUUUAAGGUCAAAGAUAUGCCAGGUCUGAUACGCAACAAACCUGUGGAUAAAAUUGAUAACAUUGAAAAGUAUAAUGUUAGAGAUUGGCGUGAAAUCAUAAAUCAGUAUGAAAUAAUCCAGUAUGAAAUCUAAUCUAAUGCUCCUAACAAGUCAAAAACACUUCCUAAUAAGAAGCCUAAGCUUUAGCCAAAGACAAUUAAAGAGCUAGAAGGGCAUCAACUUGAUCUUUACGGUUUAAUCUAAAGCUAAAUUUCUGUGAAGCAGAUGACAAUGCCUCUUAUGAAUCUCCGAAAUAGAUUUUAACUGGUAUCUAACCGUUUGGAGCAGAAAGCAGUUGAUAUUAAUUCUACUCUGAACAAAACCCAGCUUAAAUCGUUAAGGGAGUUCAAACCUAAUCAUGACUUGAAGCAUUUCAGUUCUAACCUCACUGGCCGCAAUAAUGCUUAAGGAUUCAAUAGCACCAUUAAUACCUACGAUGCCUCUAAAUACUUUUCACAACCUUAUGAGAACAUUGAAACAUUUGACUAAAAUAGUCUUGAAUCGAGUACUGGGCAAUUUAAUGGAAGUAGAGGCUAAGUAGGUUACAUUAAUUAUAAUAAGUCUACAGAUAUCAAAGUGCUGUAAACGCCAUCAUUUUCUAGGGCUAAAUUUGACAUGAGUAAGCUUAACUAAGCUUUAAAUGAGUAGGACAGCAUUCAAAAGAUCAUGGUCUAUUAAGAAUAAAGACCUGGCACUUCUUUAUCUAGAAGUAGAUUUAACAAUUCACUUAGUGGUCGAAAUUUUAUUGGAUCAACGAGAAAUGGAUUCUACAACUAAAAACUAUAAAACGCUAGUCAUAGAGCUUAAUCAAACAAAAAAUCUUUGAAUCUUAACUCUACAUGCAUAUAUAUCUGA
Molecule: messenger RNA, 6321 nt
Organism: Stylonychia lemnae
Lineage: Eukaryota; Ciliophora; Spirotrichea; Sporadotrichida; Oxytrichidae
Source: the annotation of a GenBank genome assembly